Molecule: messenger RNA, 2127 nt
Organism: Anastrepha ludens (Mexican fruit fly)
Lineage: Eukaryota; Metazoa; Arthropoda; Insecta; Diptera; Tephritidae
Exons: 1
Coding region: 1-2127 (708 amino acids)
Molecular function (GO): zinc ion binding; nucleic acid binding
Source: RefSeq, a predicted model, not a curated record
AUGUCGUUCAGUCCAGGUAAUGGUACCUUCAUUAGAAGCGAUUCACCACAUACUGUACCAUCGAGUGGGCAACCGUCUUCAGAUCGCGUGUCGUUUUUAAAACUGAAAACAGUGUCAGUCUUUAAUCGACUUGAGCAUACAGCAGCAGAGAUGAACACCGAAAUGCUACAAGGCAUGGAUGAGUACGGCUUGGCAGCAAUCAUGGAAUCAGUGGGAGAUUUGAAAGAAACAUUCACCGCCGCUCACACCAGUUUGGAGGAAAUGGACUUUGAGUCUAUUGCCAGUGACCUGCCCUGCAAAUUCGAUGCUACAUUAGUGAAACUUAAGGCGAACCUGCAACGAGAGAUUGGGAGACGUAGCACAGGUCAGCACUGCUCGACAUUUAGAGCGAACACUGAUGACUCGCAGUCGAUCAUCGUGAAUGCCAAUCGUUCUCGCCUGCCUUUGCUAAUGCUACCGAAAUUUAGUGGCGCGUACACCGAGUGGAUCAACUUUUUCUCAAUGUUCACCUCCGUCAUUGACAACGAUGGCGACCUAACACAAAGCGAUAAGCUACAAUACCUGCGUUCCUGCUUGAGUGGUGCUGCUUUGGAUACUAUCCAAUCUCUGGAGAUAAAUGAAACUAAUUAUAAAAAUGCAUUAGAUUUACUCAAAAAACGUUUUGAUAACAAGCGAAUUAUAUUUCAGGCACACAUCAGACAAAUCUUUGGGCUGGACAGGGCAGAUGCAUCCGCAAGCAAGUUGCGGGAGUUGACGGACAAGGUUACAUCACACAUACGCGCGUUGCAGUCGCUUGGAUCACAAGAACAAAUCGCUGACUGCAUCAUAGUUGAACUACUAAUCCAGAAGUUGGACAAGGCUACUCAAUCCAAGUGGGAAGAAAAUUCAUCUAGCAACGAACUCCCGUCGUGGGAUCAGUUAGCUGCAUUUUCGGAAAAGCGGUGUCGUACCCUCGAAAAUGUGGAGCAUGCCAUACAAACCCAAACGGAUCAAGUUGAAAGAAACGGUAAAACUGUAAGUACAAAUAUAAGAAAAUCAUUUGUCGUUUCGAAUGCCUCAGUAGGUGGUUGCGCGUUUUGUCGGUGCCCUGAUCAUAGAAUUUACCACUGUCAGCGAUUUUCCACUCUUUCUCCAAACCUUCGCCAAAAAAAAGCCAAGAAGCUCUCACUUUGCCUUAAUUGUCUAAAGGGUGGUCAUCAGAUGAGAGAUUGCAAAUCUGGAUCCUGUAGAGCUUGUCAACUGAAACACCAUACGCUUUUGCAUUUUGACCGCACAUCUUCUGCUUCAACUUCUAUAUCAGGCUCAGUCACGCAACCACCCACGUUGCAAUCAAACACCAUAGCUGCAACAUCAUCUGUCCCUGGCCAUGCCCUCACUUCGAGAUCUCCAUCUGAUGCUGUGCUUCUAGCCACUGCAGUCAUUUUUGUCAAAAAUCGUGCUGGUACCUUCGUGCCAUGUCGGGCGCUUUUGGAUUCGGGUUCCCAGCAUCACUUUAUUACAAAUCGUUUUACUAAUCAAUUACAACUUCGUAGGACCAAAUAUUCGGCGGCAGUUUCGGGCAUCGGGGAUGCCAACCUGUCAACUGAAGGCUAUUCGGUCAAUGUCGUACUGAAGUCGCGGACUUCAGAUUUCUCAACGCACAUCACUUCCGUCGUUGUUCAAACAAUCACUGACAAUCAGCCUGGUUUUUCAGUGAGCAUCGCGGACUGGAACGUCCCUUCGAACAUCCAACUAGCUGAUCCCAAUUUCAACAUACCUCAGCGUAUUGACUUGCUUAUCGGAGCAGGACUAUUUUUCGAACUUCUCUGCGUUGGGCAGAUACAGUUGGCGCCCGGAUUUCCAGUUCUUCAAAAAACUCUUCUCGGUUGGGUGAUAUCAGGUGGUGGUCAACAGACUUCUAAGCUUUCGUCAUUUGUGGCCAAUCAAAGGUCUUCGAGAGACAUCGACUCUGAUACCCGACUAGACGAUUUGGUACGUCGCUUCUGGGAAGUAGAUUACAUUUUUGAGCCAAUCACUAAAACAACAAGGGAGGAGCUCGACUGCGAGGCGCAUUUUCAGCAAAAUGUUUCGCGUUUACCUUCAGGCGAGUACUCGGUUCGCUUACCUUGGAAACUCGGCACAGAAUAA